AUUAAAAAACUUUCAUAAAAAAUCGUCCACGUGAUGUCACUGCGUGCUGUCAAGUGUUUGUUGUUUGUUGCUUCAUUCGUAAACAACGCAAGUCGGAAAUCAUUCAAGGCAGUGCGUGAGGCAAAACAUUAUUUUACAGCUUAUUUUAAUUUAGUCAUUACAUUACUUGCGUAACCGAAAUGUCUAAACGAAAUGUAGCUUUCAUCAAACCAGAAGAGCCCAAUUUUCUAAAAAGAAUGAAAGAACAAAUCGGGUAUCGAGAAGGACCAUCUAUAGACGAUAAGCGUGAAGCAAUAGAAAACUACGACGAUUCGGAUGAUGAGGAACAUGAAGACGAAAAACCACAAGUGGUUGUAAUCAAGGAAGGGGACUUAACAGAAGCAGAAGCUGAGCAGGCAUUCAAAGAGGAGAGCGAAAAACCAGCAGAUCUCAAUCAAAAAGUUGUUUUUAAAUCAAGAAAGUCCAAGUCCGAGAAAAAUGAAGAAAAGCCGAAACAAAAAUCAGAAGAUAAAAAAUCAAAAAAGGCCAAACAAAAGCAAGAAAUGAGUAAACUGUCCUUCAACGAUGAAGACGAGGAAGAGUACUAGCAGUAACAUUUAUUGUUCCAGUAAGAAGUGGCUUUAAUAACCAAAAUAAAUUGGAAAAAAAAGUUCAGUUACGUUUU
Molecule: messenger RNA, 664 nt
Organism: Anopheles funestus (African malaria mosquito)
Lineage: Eukaryota; Metazoa; Arthropoda; Insecta; Diptera; Culicidae
Exons: 3
Coding region: 180-587 (135 amino acids)
Source: RefSeq, a predicted model, not a curated record